Molecule: messenger RNA, 2936 nt
Organism: Impatiens glandulifera
Lineage: Eukaryota; Viridiplantae; Streptophyta; Magnoliopsida; Ericales; Balsaminaceae
Product: protein STRUBBELIG-RECEPTOR FAMILY 3-like
Exons: 16
Coding region: 394-2787 (797 amino acids)
Biological process (GO): protein phosphorylation
Molecular function (GO): protein binding; ATP binding; protein kinase activity
Source: RefSeq, a predicted model, not a curated record
UGUGCAACUUCCACGUGAGGAGAAACUUGUAUUUUGCACGCAAGAUUGAAGAGCGUGGUGUGGGUCUGAACUCUGAUGGGGUCUUGGAAUCUGAACUUGUUCCAUCUCCAUCCAACUCAUACACAGCACAGCUGCUGACAGCACUGCUUUCUAUUUUACUUUUUUACCCAUUUAGCAAUAGACAAUGGAGAAGAGAGAACAUUGAUUCUCUUUCCUGAUCAGCCUCUUCUGCAACUUUCUCCACCUCACUUUUUCCAUAAUGCCAUCAUUUUGAGUUCUGCUGAAUCUUCUGGUCCAGAAUGUAUUGGCAGUCUUGUUUAGUGAAACAAACUGAUGUUAGAGUUUGGGGUUGAAGAGAUUAAUCAGUUUUUUUUUUUGUAAAUUGCUACAACAAUGAAGGACUACUCAAAGUUGUUUCUGUUGUUUGUUCUGAUCACCACCACCCUGCAAAAUACUCUCCAAUUGACAACUCCAUCAGAUGUUUCUGCAAUCAAUAACUUAUAUGCUGCACUUGGAUCACCUGCUCUUCCUGGAUGGAUUCCCACUGGAGGAGACCCAUGUGAUGAGACUUGGCAAGGAGUUCAAUGUAUCAAUACCGACAUAAUUUCAAUAACUCUUAUUGAUGCUAAUUUAGGUGGAGAGCUGGGUGAUGACCUAGGUUCUUUUUCUUCUAUCAGAUCAAUUGAUUUAAGCAAUAACCACAUUGGGGGAAGCAUUCCAACCAAUCUUCCAGUCACCUUGCAGAACUUCUUUCUUGCAGACAAUCAGUUCACUGGAAGUAUCCCGAUUUCAUUAUCCUAUCUAACUCAACUUUCAGCCAUGUCUCUAAAUAUCAACCAAUUAAGUGGGGAGAUACCUGAUUCUUUUGAAGGGCUUACACUACUAGUCAAUCUGGAUUUAUCCAGCAAUAACUUGAGUGAGCAUCUGCCACCAUCGAUGGAGAGCUUAUCAUCUUUAACUACUCUUAAUCUGCAGAACAAUCAGAUUUCAGGAACUCUAGAUGUUCUACAGGAUCUUCCUCUCCUUACUCUGAAUGUAGAGAAUAACUUAUUCAAUGGACCAGUUCCUGACAAAUUGUCCAGUAUUCCUAAUUUCAGAAUAGAUGGCAAUGCAUUAAACAUCACUUCUCCAUCAUCUCCACUAACAUCCCCAAACGAACCUCCAACAUCAGAACCAUCACUGUCAUUCUGGGGCACACCAUCUUCUGAUUUGACUCCUGAUAAACAAGCCCCUCCGAAGCAGGGUGAGGGACCAAAAACACCAAAGGGAUCAGAUUCCAGAAGUAGUGACAAAAAGAGCCUAACUACCAAAAGGAUUGUUUGGAUAUCAAUUGCAUGUCUGUUGUCGUUUAUAAUUUUGAUAUUGGCAAUUUUACUUUUAGCACCAAUUUGUGGAAAAAGAAGACGAGAUGAUGAGAGGAUUUCGAGACACGGAAUUGCUCCCUAUGUAGGAAGCAGGAAUUCUCCUACAGCUAAUGGAACAGUCAUCCAAGAAAGCUAUAAUUCAGAGAAAGUUCCAAUUCCAAAAGUUGCAGCUGCAAAGUCAAAAGAGGAGGACCCAAUGGUUCAAAGGAGAAUGAGUUGGAUUCCGAAAGUGAAGAAUGAGCAAGAACCAAGUAAUUAUCAUGGAAUUGACAUGAGCAGAUCUGACAUUGAUUCAUUGGCUCCUCCUCCUCCACCACUGCUGAAAGAGGAAAAAACUGAUCCAAGAAGGAUGAGCUGGAAUGCAAAGAUGAGGAAUGAGCCAGAAACAAAUGCACAAAGAAUGAGUACAGUGCCAAAGUCUGAUGAUCACGAAAUCGACAUGACCAUAUUUGACGUUGACUCAUUGGCUCCUCCACUGCCGGUGCCACCUCCUGCCAGAUCUCUGAAGCCCCUGAUUUCUGCGAAGUCCUAUAGUAUUGCAUCUCUUCAGCUAUACACAAAUAGCUUUUCACAAGAAAACCUUAUUGGCGGUGGCAUGUUAGGAAGUGUUUACAGGGCUGAGCUUCCAAGUGGAAAGUUACUUGCUGUCAAGAAGCUGGAUAAAAGAGUGUCCAGUCAACAGAAGGAUGAAGAAUUUAUUGAUCUGGUGAAUAAUAUUGAUAAAUUUCAUCAUGCCAAUGUUGUCAAGCUCACAGGCUACUGUGCAGAGCAUGGAGAGAAGCUACUGAUCUAUGAAUAUUGUGAUUGUGGGACACUGCAAGAUAUUUUACACUCUGAUGAUGAACUAAAGAAGGAGCUAUCAUGGAAUACUCGUAUCAGGAUGGCCCUUGGUGCUGCAAGAGCAUUAGAGUAUCUACACGAGGUCUGUGAGCCACCUGUUAUUCACAGGAACUUCAAGUCUUCCAAUAUUCUUCUUGAUGGUGAGCUUGAUGCGCAUGUCUCUGAUUGUGGUUUUGCUCCUUUGAUUUCUGCAGGUGCUGUGAGACAGGUGUCAGGACAACUUCUUUCAGAUUAUGGUUAUGGUGCCCCGGAGUUUGAAACAGGUGGUGUGUAUACCAUGAAGAGCGAUGUUUACAGUUUUGGUGUUGUAAUGUUAGAGCUUCUAACCGGAAGAAAGUCAUAUGACAGGUCACGAAAUAGGGGGGAACAAUUUUUGGCUAGAUGGGCAACACAUCAGCUUCACGAUAUAGACACAUUGUCGAAAAUGGUUGAUCCUACUUUAAACGGAGAGUACCCAGCUAAAUCACUAUCGCGUUUUGCUGAUAUUAUAUCUCGAUGUAUACAAAUGGAACCUGAGUUUCGGCCACUGAUGUCUGAAGUUGUUCAAGAUAUCAUUGAAAUGAUAAGGAGAGACUUACAAUAAAUAAUAGUAAACAUCAUUAGAAUGAGAAUUUAAACAACUCAUUUUCCUAUUAUUCUAGCACAUUGCUAGUCAUUAUUUUCUGUAUUUAUUUAAGUGUAGCUCUCAAUUGAUCAUUUUUUUUAAUUGAAUUGUUUAUUCUUAAUGGAAAU